This is a messenger RNA of Amphimedon queenslandica, 3477 nucleotides long. RefSeq lists its product as uncharacterized. Lineage: Eukaryota; Metazoa; Porifera; Demospongiae; Haplosclerida; Niphatidae. The coding region runs from base 66 to 3275 and encodes 1069 amino acids. The transcript is spliced from 22 exons. The record is from RefSeq and is a predicted model, not a curated record.
UUGCUAUAGCAAUGGGAUCACAAGUCUCUCCCUUUUCUUGUCUCCAUUAGUGAAGGUAUACAUGUAUGUCUCACCAGCCAAAGCAAUCAUACUUCUUUAGUCAAAGGAGGAGAGUUCUUGUACGUCGGACCCGCAAACACUUAGACUCUCUCUCUGUCUUCGGAGACAAGAAGGAGCCUGUACUUAGCUUUAGACCAAAGGCCAUCAAAGAAGGAGACGAAGGGAAGCAAAAGUCUUAUCCUAAAAGACCAGCCUCUGCUGUCUCUAGGCACAGUGUUCAGCUGCCUCCGGUGGAUGCUACUGGACCUCAUCUGACUACCAAUAAUAACACUGCAACACAAGAUCAAAGGAAGCGUCGUCGCUCCCAAGUCAUCAAAGAGGAGGAGAAAGAGGAACAGGAACAACAAGAGGAGGAGGAGCUUGAGGUGAUACGGUCCAAUCAACCUCGUUACAAAUUUGACGAACUUAAGAUCAUCUCGGCCGGGAUCCUAUCAAACUUAACGCAGCGAUUCAAAGCAAUACCAGAAGAAAUCAACGUCCCAGUCUCCAUUGCACAACUAGUGACAUUCACCUUCUACCAGCUAGUGAUAGACACUAUCGUUGACAAGAGGGAGUGGCAGACAGACGCUUACUUAGAUUAUAAACCAAAGGAAGAGAAGGAAAGUAGUACAAAGGACAUUAGACUGGCUAAAGGUAUUGCAAAGAUGUCCCAAGGCGAUAUAGAGAGACCACUCACUGCCAAGAGCACUGCUUCUGGUGUCUCUAUCAAAUCUGAUGUAUCACGUGACAGCUCUCAUGAAGCAGCUGCAGAGUAUGAUAAACUCCCGCCUGAAUUAAGAGGACCAGCUCACGGGCCUCAGAUCUUAAGGUAUAGGCGAGAGUCUCAAGCACCUUCUCGUAAGAUCCUGGGGCCUAAGACGAGACUGGAGAAGUUUCAGUCAAUGAAGAAGAAAGCUGAGAAAGAAAAAAUGUUAAAGAAAGGGAAGUCAAGAGCUAAUUUAGGAUUGAAAGAACUUGAGAAAAAUGAAGAAAAAGAAAUUGAUAUUUCCAGCAUACAGUCAUCACUCAUUAAAUUCUCUCUCGGUUCAAAACUCUGUGCUGAUCAAGGUUGGAUAGUUCACCCCAGUCAGUCCCAAGACCCUGAAGGUUACACCCUCAACCAGUGGGCCACUGCUAAGCUAAAGGAGGCAAUGAGACAGCGAGAAGAAGCUAAACUAACCGCCAAACUGAGAGGAGAGGAUGGUCCUCUUCUAGUAUCCUAUUAUAGUGACAGUCACUCUCGCUCCUUCAGAGGUCCAAGACACCAUCACCGUACGACCAGUCUACCAUUACCGUCCGUCCUUAGUAAACUGCCCCCUAGCUUGCUAGGCAGUGCAGUCUCUUCUGAGACUCAUCCUUCUCCUGUCUUUAUGUCCUCGGAUGCUCCAUUGGCUCUCUUACAGUUACCAGAUGGAUCAGGAUUGUGCAAUUAUUAUUCUGGUAACAUAGCUGUAAGCAUGAGCAGAAAGGGAGAUGGUUCAAGAGGUCUAUACACUCUAGUGUUUGAUAAUAAUGACUCACACAACCUUCUUGCUUACUUCAUGCCUGAUGGACGUGCUGCCUGCUAUUACAGAAAUGGAUUAAUAUACAUGCUUACUGAUGCUAAGGGAGGAAAGCUAUUAGACGAGGACGGGCACUUGAUUCGUGAUUGGGAGUGGCCAGUUCUGCCUCAGAGAAUGUCCCAGUCAAUAUUACUACAGCUCAAUACUCACAUUGCUGUCCAGAUUACUGGCAGGACACAAAUGACUCUAAAGUUUUCCUGUCACGGGCAAAUGUUACGUUUUCCUGUUGGAUUGAUACCGGAGGCUUUGGAUCAGGAAACUAGGAAUGAAUCUUUUUGGAUGAAAAAAUCUCACAUUAUUUCCGAUACUUUACAAACAUCGUUAACCUUUCAAUCUCAAGCAGCCAAAUCUGCCUCUCUGUCUGAUACUGAGUCUAUUCCUGUCACUUUACCAAUGACUGCUUCUAGCGCUAAACCUCGCAGUAGAGGCCUCGCCACUCAAGAGAGCAGGAGGUCUUUGGGCGGAGCUAGUAAGAAAGGGGAGGAGCUUAUGGAGUCUCAUAGUCAGUCCGAGUGGGAUAGGAUAGGGAGUGGAAAAGAACUGGAGGAUUAUCGUACUAAAGUCUCUACGAUAGUUAAUGACUGGUUGGGUCAUUAUCGUCAGUUGUUAGGUAUUAAAGCUCGUAAUAACAGCAUCAAUGGUCUACAGUCACUAUCAGGAUCAACUCAUCAGUUGUGGUCAUCGCUUAACUUGAGAUCUCAUCCUGGAUCACGUCCACAGACUCGUCUCUCAACUCGUAGAUCCACUCACCAUCUCUUGAACCUCCAGUCCUCGUCCUUGACACUGCUACCUUGCUCCUCUUCUCUGCCUCUUCACGUUAUUGAGAGCAGAAGUGCGACACCUGCACCUGCUCCACUCUCACAAUCACCAGCACCAGUAGUGGGAACCUCACCAACACCAAACCUACCAAUGUCACCGUUCAAUGACCUUAUAAUUGAGCGACCAAAGUCACAGGAUCAGGUCCAGCCUUUCAAAGUAGGACGGGCUAAACCGAAGCCACGCCCACCUCAUUCGAAUAAAUGUGGAUGUCCUGUUGCACUACAUGAGAUGAUUGUUAGGAAAUUAACAGAACCACCACAAUGCAAAUGUGACAGGCGGCGUCUCCCCCUUAUUCGUGACGUAGAGUUUGAUGUGUUCAUGAGUAGUCAUGUACCAGACGAGCAAAUCAUUGUAGUGGUCAUCACUCAUUCCAAGAGGUCAGUGAUAUGUGAGCCACUUCUGGAAAGUAUCAAUUAUACCUGUAAUAGAAAUCGUAGCUCUCCCUGCCAUCAGAGCUCUGGGGACUUGUUUAGGAUUUUCAAAUAUGACCUCUCCAAAUCAAUUGAUGACCUUAACAUCACUGGUGAAGGAUUACUGGCUAAGAGGCAUGGUAUUAAGGUUGGAAUGUUUCUGAUAUACAUGGGUCAGCAGUUACUGGGGGGUUAUACAGGGUUUAAUGGAUAUGGGACUACAAAAAGAGACUUUAUAAAACAGAUAAGAGAAUCUGCUGAGGCUGGAAAAAGAGGUCAUUUCCUACCGGUAGAUUUCAAGUUCACGGAUGCUUCAAUUGGAUCUAAAAUUCACAGCCAAUCACUCUGGGCUUACCCAGUAGCAGGUGUUCUUGAUGAAUUUGUGUCCGUCACUCCAAGCUCUCGCUCGUCUUCCUCCAGUUCAUUUGUACAAGGACUUUCAUAAAAAAGUAUUGACGCAAUCGAAUGAUGACUCUCUUUCCUCUUCAAAGAAACUCAAUGGCAUGACGUACUUUUGUAAAUAUUUAAUUCUUUAAUGUGCUAGUUUUUAUAAUAAUAAUAUUAUUAUUAUUAUUAUAUUAUUUUUAUUAUUUAUUUUUUAAUUUUGAUGGAAUUCCAGCAAUGCUUGUAUAAAACUUCCCAUUGUG